GCAUCCCAACUCAUCGUUGUCACCCUUGGGGGCAUCCUUCUUUUGGGGGGGACAUUUCUGGUCAUCACUGUCACCCUUGGGGACAUCUUUCUUUGGGGGGGGGCAUCCUUGCUCAUCAUUGUCACCCUUGGGGACAUCCUUCUCUUGGGGGGGGGGGGCGUCCCAAAUCAUUAUUGUCACCGCUGGGGACAUCCUUUUGAGGGGGGGACACCCCAACUCAUCAUUGUUACCCCUCAGGACAUUUCUCCUUUUUUUUUUUGGGGGGGGGGACGACACACAUCAACUCAUCAUGGGCACUACUGGGGACAUCCUUCUUUCGGGGGGGGGACAUCCUUCUUUCGGGGGGGGGACACCCCUGGUCAUCACCGUCACCGUUGGGGACACCUUGGUUCAUCGUUGUCACCCCUUGGGGACAUCCCUUCUGGUGGGGGCGGGGAGCAACACCUGAACUCAUUGCUGUCCCCUUUGGGGACACCCCUCCGUGCGCCCACCACCUUUGGGGGGGCACCCAACUCAUUGUUGUCACCCUCGGGGACACCCCCUCUGCUCAACCAUCACAUUUCGGACUGGGGGGGCCACCUCAACUCAUCGCUGUCCCCAUCGGGGACGUCCCCGCCGCGACGUAGGCACCGCCUUGGGGCCACCAUGGCCACCGACUCGGGGGACCCCGGCAGCACCGGGGACCCCGAGAAGCCCCACGGGACCCCCCUGGAGGAGCCCCCCAACGCGCCGGAGAAGACGCGGUUCGUCCGGAAGAGCGUGGAGAUGGUGGAGGACGAGCGGGCGUCCCCGUCCGACGGCCGCGGCGACGCCGGCGGCCGGGAGAAGGCCAAGCAGGAGAUCGAGGAGGAGGCGGAGAUGAAGGCCGUGGCCACCUCGCCCGGCGGCCGCUUCCUCAAGUUCGACAUCGAGCUGGGCCGGGGGGCCUUCAAGACGGUUUUCAAGGGCUUCGACACCGACACCUGGGUGGAGGUGGCCUGGUGCGAGCUCCAGGACCGCAAGCUGACCAAGGUGGAGCAGCAGAGGUUCAAGGAGGAGGCGGAGAUGCUGAAGGGGCUGCAGCACCCCAACAUCGUCCGCUUCUACGACUCGUGGGAGUCCACGCUGAAGGGCAAGAAGUGCAUCGUCCUCGUCACCGAGCUGAUGACGUCGGGCACCCUCAAGACGUACCUCAAGAGGUUCAAGGUGAUGAAGCCCAAGGUGCUGCGGAGCUGGUGCCGGCAGAUCCUGAAGGGUCUCCACUUCCUCCACACCCGCACCCCGCCUAUCAUCCACCGGGACCUCAAGUGCGACAACAUCUUCAUCACCGGCCCCACGGGCUCCGUCAAGAUCGGCGACCUCGGCUUGGCCACCCUCAUGCGCACCUCCUUCGCCAAGAGCGUCAUCGGGACGCCGGAGUUCAUGGCGCCGGAGAUGUACGAGGAACGCUACGACGAAUCGGUGGACGUCUACGCCUUCGGGAUGUGCAUGCUGGAGAUGGGCACCUCCGAGUACCCCUACUCCGAGUGCCAAAACGCCGCCCAGAUCUACCGCAAAGUCACCAGCGGCAUCAAGCCAGCCAGCUUCAACAAGGUGACGGACCCAGACGUGAAGGAGAUCAUCGAGGGCUGCAUCCGGCAGAACAAGGCGGAGAGGCUCUCCAUCCGGGACCUGCUGAACCACGCGUUCUUCGCGGAGGACACGGGGCUGCGGGUGGAGCUGGCGGAGGAGGACGGGGGCCUCGACUCCUCCCUGGCGCUGCGCCUCUGGGUGGAGGACCCCAAGAAACUGAAGGGGAAGCACAAGGACAACGAGGCCAUCGAGUUUAGCUUCAACCUGGAGUCCGAUGUCCCCGAGGAGGUGGCCUACGAGAUGGUGAAAUCCGGCUUCUUCCAUGAGAGCGACUCCAAAGCCGUCGCCAAAUCCAUCCGGGACCGCCUGGCGCUGGUGAGGAAGACGCGGGAGAGGAAGCAGGCGGAGGGCCGGGGGACCGUCCCCGAAAGCGAGGACACCGAGGUGGACCAGCACGUCCGGCAGCAGCUCCUGCGGCAGCAGACCCCCGCCACUGCUGAUGUCCUCUUGGAGAACAGUGCUGGAUCGGAGGCCACCGGGUGCUACCAGGGGGUCCCCUUUGGCACGGAGGGGAUGGCGCCGGAUGUCCCCACAGUGCCACCACCACCCGUGCCACCAGCCUCGUCCCAGCUGGAGGCCACCAACGUGGAUGGGCAGAGCCGGCCUGGUGGCCCCGUCACCGGUGUCAGGGGGGACGCUGGCCAAGCAGUGACACCGGUGGCAGGGGCAGCGAGGGUCCAGACGGCUCCCGGUGCACCAGGGACAGUGAUGGGGAUGCCACCGGCUCCAGGGAUGCCACAAGCUCUGGUGAUGCCACCAGCCCCAGGGAUGCCACCAGCUCCAGGGAUUCAGAUGGCUCCUGAGAUGCCACCAGGUCAAGGGAUGCCAACGGGUCAAGGGAUGUCACCAGCCCCAGGGAUGUCACCAGCUCCAGGGAUGCCAUCAGGUCAAGCGUUGCCACCAGGUCAAGGGAUGCCACCAGUCCCAGCGAUGCCACCAACCACCGCGAUGCCACCAACCCCAGCAAUGCCACCAGCCCCAGCGAUGCCACCAACAGAGGCCACCCCACGGGACGUCCCCGGCGUCCCCGACUCCACCGCCGCCAAACCCGACCGCAGCCGGCAGCGCCGAGCCUCCUGCCCACGGCCGGACAAGGGCGCCCGCUUCCAGCUCACCGUCCUACAGGUCUCGUCCCCGGGGGACAACACGGUGGAGUGCCAGCUGGAGACGCACGACAGCAAGAUGGUGACCUUCAAGUUCGAUGCCGACGGGGACGCCCCCGAGGACAUCGCCGACUACAUGGUUGAGGACAACUUCGUGCUGGAGGCUGAGCGGGAGAAGUUCGUGGAGGAGCUGAAGGCCAUCGUGGUGCAGGCGCAGGGGCUCCUCCGCCCCCCCGCCUCGGACCCCCAGGUGCCCCAUGGGCCCCCCCAGGGCGAAAGCGUCCCCCACUCGUCCCCCAUCGGCCGGUGGAGGUUCUGCAUCAACCAGACCAUCCGCAACCGGGAGGUCCAUGGUCCUGGGGGGCCACCGCAUGGACGGAGGGCGAUGGGGACGUCCCGCACCGAGCAGGAUGCGGCCGUGGAGCAGGGCAUGCCAUUGGGUGUCAACGGACCCCAAGAGUUGGGUGUCCCUCAAGGACUGGGGACAGCCAUCACCGGACCCCAAGAGUUGGGUGUCCCCCAAGGCUUGGGGACAAUCGUCACCGGGACCCAAGAGUUGGGUGUCCCUCAAGGACCGGGGACAAUUGCCAUCGGACCCCAAGAUCUGGGUGUCCCUCAAGGCUUGGGGACAAUUGUCACCGGACCCCAAGAGCUGGACGCACCCAGGGGACCGGAGAUGACAGUCACCGGGCACCAAGAACUGGAUGUCCCCCAAGGGUUGGGGACAAUCAUCACAAGACCCCAGGAGCUGGAGCCGGUUGUCACCACACCCCAAGAACCAGCUGUCCCCCAAGGCCUGGUGACAAUGGCCACCCAUGCUUGGGACCUCGAUGCACCCAAGGGACCAGAGAUGAUCGUCACUGCACCCCAAGAGCUAGGUGACCCUCAAAUGUUGGGGGCAAUUGUCACUGGUGCUUGGGACCUGGACGCACCCAAGGGACAGGAGGCGAUUGUCCCCAAACCCCAAGAGCUGGGUGUCCUCCAAGGACUGGGGACAAUCGUCACCGGACCCCAAGAGUCGGGUGUCCCUCAAGGCUUGGGGACAGUCAUCAGGGGACCCCAAGAGUUGGGUGUCCCUCAAGGCUUGGGGACAAUCGUCACUGGAGCUUGGGAGCAGGAUGCACCCAAGGGACCAGAGACAAUCGUCCCCAAAGCCCACGGCGAUGACUUGGGUGUCCCCCAAGGACCGGGGACAGUUGUCACCAGUGCUUGGGACCAGGAUGCACCCAAGGGACAGGAGGUGACCGCCACCCACCCCCAAGAGCUGGGUGUCCCUCAAGGACUGGGGACAACUGCCACCAACGCAUGGGACCCGGCGGCACCCAAGGGAGCCAAGACGAUCGUCACCGCACCCCAAGACCUGGAUGCGCCCAAGGGCCUGGAGAUGAUUGUCCCUGAACCCCAAGAGUUGGGUGUCCCUCAAGGACUGGGGACAAUCGUCACCAGACCCCAAGAGUUGGGUGUCCCUCAAGGCUUGGGGACAAUCGCCACCGGACCCCAAGAUUUGGGUGUCCCUCAAGGCUUGGGGACAAUUGUCCCCAGCACUUGGGACCUGGACGCACCCAAGGGCCCGGAGAUGAUUGUCCCCGGACCCCAAGAGCUGGGUGUCCCCCACGGUUUGGGGACAAUCCCCACCGCACCCCAAGAGCUGAGCGUCCCCCAAGAACCGGGGACAACCACCUCCACCUCUUGGGACCGUGCCGCACCCAAGGGACCCGACGAGCUUGGUCCCCAGGACCCGGAGGAACCCAAGGGCCCCGAGCAGGCCGUCGUGGGUCCCCAAGCCCCCGAUGUCCCCCCCGGGGCGGUGACACCCGUGCCCCCCCCGGCCAUCCUCACCCUGGACCAGCAGCUCCGCACCCUGCUCUACCCCGAGGGCCACCGCGAUGUCCCCAACCUCCGGCCGCCGUCCCCGGACCCCAAAGACGCUCCCCCCGGAGGAUAUUUUGGGAUCCGAUUCCACUGCCCCCGCCUCAAAAACCCCGUCAGCAAGAAAACGUGGAGCCGGAAAUUAAAAAAUUGGGCGCGACGCGCCGCCGCCCUCGGGGGGGGGCGACCCCGACCAGGUACCUCC
This is a messenger RNA of Cygnus olor (mute swan), 4788 nucleotides long. RefSeq names its product serine/threonine-protein kinase WNK3-like. Gene Ontology annotation, biological process: intracellular signal transduction; positive regulation of potassium ion import across plasma membrane; protein phosphorylation. The transcript is spliced from 16 exons. Lineage: Eukaryota; Metazoa; Chordata; Aves; Anseriformes; Anatidae. Gene Ontology annotation, molecular function: potassium channel inhibitor activity; chloride channel inhibitor activity; protein serine/threonine kinase activity. The record is from RefSeq and is a predicted model, not a curated record. The annotation marks the transcript as partial. Gene Ontology annotation, cellular component: cytosol; cytoplasm.